AUGGUGUGUCAGUGAUAGUUCCUACAGUCGCGCGCGCACACUUCUCUCUCAACGUCUCUAACUGAUUACACAAUUCACGUAGGCGUCCAAUAACAGACGGACUCGAGUUAUUCACUCCAGCUGGUCAGCAUUUUUUCCCACAUACUUUUGAAACCAGUGGAAUGACUUGAAGGAAUUUUGGUUAGUGUUCUCUUAAAGUGAAUUUUAAGUGGUGCUGCUGUUGCUUCUCCGCAGCGCAGGUUUCCGACUGUUGGGACACCAGAAUGAACCCGGAAACCAUGUUUCAGUGGGAGGACAUAUCUGUGGACGAGCUGAUGCGCCAUUAUGAAGAAGUUUUCAGACAUGAGCACAUCAACAAGCGCAGUUCCAUGCCUCCUGAAAACGAACUGAUGAAGGGGUCGGAGCGGCAGCUAUCAGAGGCAGAGUUGCGGGUACGGCGCUCUCUCCAGCGACUGGAUGUUCCUGAGUGGAUGAAGAAUGCCCAGCCUCAACAGCAAGGCUUCCUUCUCCGCCGUCGUGACUAUGGUUCUAGCACUGCAUCAGCCACUGGUGGAGGCUGGUCAGCAUACUCUUCUAAAACUGCAUCUAUGACAUCAUUAGGGUCAUCCCGUGCACACACUCCCAACACUCCCACCAAAGUAGUCAUACCCACCCGUGUGACCUCCAGAGGCAUGACGGGACUUGGGGGUGUCACAUCCCCCGCUUCUAACUGUUCUAUUUCUCCUUCUCCCAGUGAUCGUAGUGGAUCUCUGUUCCAAUAUCCCAUUUCUAGGUGGUCAACAUCUCGCCUCAACUCUGGCACCACCACACCCACUGGCUCUGUGACAUCCACCAAAUCCACUGCAACGUACACCCGCCAACCAUAUCUUGGGUGGCGUUCGCAGACUUCCCUAGCAUCGCUGGCUGGUUCCCAGUCUUCACUAACUAACACUGGUUCAUAUUUGACUGCUGCAGACAGAUUAGCACUUGGCAUCACAGCAUAUAGUCAGAGAUUUGUCAAGUCUGCAGCCAACACGCAGGAUAAAGAGAAUUCUUCAGCAGAAGCGAAUGUCGCAGCCCCAUUAAAACCUGACAGUGAAGACCAGAAUGACAAAGGGAGCACAAAUGGCAGCAUCAAACUGCAAGUACCUGAUGUUGCAGAUGUCCAUUCUUCCAUAAAGGAGGUAACGUCAGCAAUUGUACAUUACUGCAAUGAGUCCACCCCAUCUCCGAGAGCAUCUCCCAGAGGGUCUCCAAGGCCAGAAGGAAGGGCUCCCUCCCCAAGACGUUUGGUCUGGGUUGAGAGCUCCUUUGUGGGCUCCAGACCGAUCACUUCUCCUGAGACUCCAACGGGCUCAUCUCAUGCAAUUACCCCCACAUCACAGCUCAAUGGUCACGACUUGGCAGAGUCUGGUGAGGCCACAUCCCGGCCUCCACAGCCUCCGGGUGAGUACCUGCUGGCAUGGUGACCUGCCUCUGGUCCUGACCGAGGUGGCUCAUCUCUGCCAUCUGCAGGUUUGACUCGCGCCAUGUUAAGGCUUGCCCACUGAAGCCAAAGUGUACAUAGUGUACAUUGUUUGGAUGCUUAAAGAUUUUGUUUCCUCCAUAUUCAAGAAUGCAGUGUUUAUUAUUUUUCAUAUUUGUUGUAAUGUUUUAGCUUGCAUGAAAUAUUUGUGCCUAGAAGAAAAGUUGCAUGAGAAGGAGGCUUUGCAUUUUCCAGAUUGGUAUUGCAGGCUGUCAUUUUUCACAUUUCCCUGCUAUCUGAUGUGUGGUGCCCCUCGGGGUGACGACAGCACAAUAAAAAUUUCCCAAAAUUUUCAUGCUUAUCUGUAAGAAAACCAAUUGAAAUUGUCAUUCCUUGUCCAUACACCAUUUUGUUAGUCUUUUUAUGUUAAUUAUUUGACAUGUAAGCCAGAGAAAUGUAAUGCUGCUUACGCGUGGCAGAGAUAGUUUGUGUGAGUUGUUCUUUUACGAUGCUUUGUAUUAAUCCCCCCCCCCCCCUGAGUUUCAAGCCACUGGGUAGCUUCCAAAGCUUCUUAUGACUGGAUUUAAUUGGUCCCCAAUUGCCUUUGCUUAAAUUUGUCUUAACGUUCAUCCCCAUGUUCCUAGGUGGUAUGAAACCAAAAGUACAUAUUGAAAUUUUUUCUUCAUUUACCGAGGCAUUAAAGACGUGUUUUUUAUUGACCGAGGCAAUUUCUUGUACAUUUUAUUUUCUAUAAAUAACUUUUGAGCAUUGAUAUUGUGCUGCUGUUGGUAAAUUUAUGUAGGGAGAGAGCAGAAGCUAGACCAAACAGUUAAUGUAAUUUAUACCUGUACUGAUAGUUACCAGUAUUUGGUUUGCAUACAGAUUUAUUUAUACUUUUUAAUUCCUAAUUCAAUUACAGUAUGUAAUUUAUUUAAUUUUUUUUUUUUUUUGUAUAUUUCAUCAUUUUAAUUUUGUUUUACAGUACUGUGAAUUAUUCAAAGACUUUCUUGUAAGGCUGUUUGGAUCAAAAUUACUAUACGUUACGUCGUAAGUUUUAAAAAGUAUAUAUUUUUCAGACUCUCAAGAAAGCCUCUGAAUUGAAGAAUAUUUUUAACUUAAGCAUUGUUUGUCAUUCUUACCCAUGUAAUUUUUUUUUUUUUAGCUCCACCUGGGAAUUUUUCAUUGUUGUUGUUGCAUUUCCGGAGAUCCUUCACUGUGGAUAGCGUAGUGGUGAAGUUGAAUUAAGACCCGGUUUUCUCAGAGCCAGUGCCUCAAUCUCUUCUCCCUCUCGUCCUUCCGCCCUCACCUUGGACACCUCUUGUCCACUGUAAUUAUGCCUCACUGGUGACCUCUGUGCUUAAAAAAAAAAUAAUAAGCAUAAUAAAAUUAAAGAAAUUUAAGUGUUUAAAUGAUUAUUUUGAGCAUCUUCCAUUGCGACCAUAAUACUUCCCAAAAAUAAAAAAAAAAGGCAUAUGAAAGAAUUUUUACAAUGUUGAAUUUACACAGAUGCUUAAAUUCACAAUUAUGUAGUAGUGUAUGAAGGAUUAAGACUUAAGCCAGAAUAUCACAGCUGUAACACCUCACAAUUUGCCCAUUGGAGAUAAAAUUUGUUUUGGUCUGUUCUGGAGCAUUAACACAUUGUUGAUGACUUAGUCAUGGUCCAGUGUGCUCUGACAUGUGCAAGUUUAACCUCCAGUUAAUGGGUUAGUUGUAAAAUGUAAGGCUUAAAUCUUCUGCAUGUGGUUUAAUGUUUCCCUUUCACUGUUUAAAAAUUAAUCCUGACGAAUAAACAGAAUGGUGGAUGAGGGGAGCGAACCAUGGCCUGCAGACUGAUGCUCUACUGAUCCUGCUACUCAGGCCUAUAACAGGAAGGAUUAAUAAUUAAUACUGUAUUAUAUUCCUUUGGCAUAAUACAGUAAGCAUUACUUCUAAAUCCUUCCUGUUAUGUUCCUUUGGAAUAAUACAGUAACAGGAAGGAUUUAAAAGUAAUACUUAUUAUUCCAAAGGGUUGUAUUACUUAAACAGUAUUGCUUAAGAAUCCUUCCUGUUAGAGAACUGGGUAGAUGGAUCGGUAGUGUCAGACUGUCAGUCUGCAGGCCAUGAUUUGUUUCCCCAUCCACCAUGCUGUUUAUUAAUUGACAGUUGUUCAUUAUAACUUAGUCCAUUAAUCUUGACCUUUGGCCACCGAGGCACUGAUCCUGAGAAAGCUGGUUGAGUCCCAACUAUUUAGGGAGGUUUACGAAAGCUCUUUUGAAGUAGAUUGGGACAUUGUAAACGCAUGUCCAAAUCUUUUCCUUUUUUUUUUUCAUUCCUGAACUAGGAUGUCUGGCUUAUAUACAGUACAUCACUUGUCACAUGCCUGUACAUAGUAUUGUUUUAAAAUAAUAUAUCUAGAUAUUGUUUA
Cherax quadricarinatus is the source of this 3848-nucleotide messenger RNA. The record is from RefSeq and is a predicted model, not a curated record. Lineage: Eukaryota; Metazoa; Arthropoda; Malacostraca; Decapoda; Parastacidae.